Molecule: messenger RNA, 1215 nt
Organism: Ilex paraguariensis (yerba mate)
Lineage: Eukaryota; Viridiplantae; Streptophyta; Magnoliopsida; Aquifoliales; Aquifoliaceae
Source: the annotation of a GenBank genome assembly
UCCCUCUGCAAGAGCAAAUCCAUGGUUUGGAUUCGAUCCAAUACAUCAAAUUUGUCGAACUCCACAGUCAUUGACGAGAGACCCGGAUGGGAAGUAGAAGCAGAAGUGAUGUAAAUUACAGAAACCCAUGUCUGACAAUGCAUCAGCCAUGGGCUUCUUUGCUGGUUCAUGGUAUUAAGCGCAUUGAAGGUAGAUCUUGGCCUGCUACUCUCAGAGGUCGACUUUGGAUUCAUGCUGCUAGUAAAGUCCCAGAACCAGAAACAAUUAAAGCAAUGGAGGACUUCUACAGAGAAAUUUAUGCCGUGGAUGGGAUAACAGAUCUCAAGUUUCCGGAACAUUACCCGAUUUCAAGACUUAUAGGUUGUGUUGAAGUGGUGGGAUGUGUUACACGUGAAGAGCUGGUGUGCUGGGAGGAGGUUUCUGAUGGGGUGAGGCUUGAAGGGCAAACAGAUUUUUGUUGGCUCUGUGAGCAACCACAGAAGCUGAUAAUUCCAUUUGAGAUGCGGGGGUUCCAAGGUGUUUAUAACUUGGAGAAAAAGAUAUACGAUGCAGCAGCUAGAGGUCUUUGUCCUGUCAAAGCUCCACUACCAGUGAAGUUUCCUUGUCCAGAUCCAAAGGAUCCUUUUUCUCUGAAGCCACGAUCACUCACUUCCUCCAUUAACAAUUCAAAUCAAGCUGACAGGGACAGACCACCAGCUCUCAUGGCAGCCAUAGCCGGUGCACGAGCUGCUGCUACACAGUUCUCAAAGAAUGGCAAUGUCCAACCGAUUACAAUUCAAGGAGAUAUGCCUGUUUCCACAAGAACAAGGAAUAAAACAAAAGAAGAAGAUCAAAGAGUAGACGAUAUGGUUUCUGGGAGCUCGGGUGCAAAAGAUUUGGCACGUAACAGCAAAGGGCAGGGUGGCAACAAGAACUGAUAAUAAAUUUUGCAAAUGUCCUGCUCCUAUUAGGAUUUGGGUCGUUAAUCGGGAGCUCCAUAGGUCUUCCAGUGGGAUCAGCUUGGGUGUUGCUUAGUCUUAUAGUUGGGUUGUCUCAGUAUUGCUGACUAUUGUACAUGAAUGAUGUUUUCUCUAAUCCAGUACUGUAGAGGAAGUAUGGGGCAGAUUGUUAAAUGUGUAAACUAAUGUAUCAAUAAUUCCAUUAAUCAGUCUGAAUUCUGCUUGAAGCUUGUUUCAUGGAAGGUGCUGUGUUUUGAGAUUUUUGAUUUAAUUGGGG